Molecule: messenger RNA, 1659 nt
Organism: Drosophila innubila
Lineage: Eukaryota; Metazoa; Arthropoda; Insecta; Diptera; Drosophilidae
Product: F-box only protein 9
Exons: 3
Coding region: 277-1581 (434 amino acids)
Biological process (GO): SCF-dependent proteasomal ubiquitin-dependent protein catabolic process
Cellular component (GO): SCF ubiquitin ligase complex
Molecular function (GO): protein binding
Source: RefSeq, a predicted model, not a curated record
AAAAAACAUUGCGCAGCAAAAAUAGUAAAUAAUACUGCAAACUGUGUAGGGAAUCUACUGCCAAAUAAAACUUAGCAGCCUGAUAAAUUGCCCAUGCAACGUGACACAGCUUUUAAGUCCAUGGGUAGAAGGGAGAGCGGCCGUUAUCAACAAUUCGCACGUCCAUUUAUUAUAGUAUCUGAGUUGUCGUUGCAUUUGGAUUUAGUUUAACUUGAAAACUAAUUUUGUAAUUGCAGCUAUAAUUCGCAUUAUAUCCACGUAUAAACAAUUGUAAAUAUGGACGACACGGAUUCUUCAGCGGAUUACAAGAACAGCGUGCUCGAUGAGUUUCGUGUAAACUGGCAGCGUGAAUUGCAGGUACAAAAUGAAGCAGUGCAGCAAUCAGUGCAAGUGGAGCAGACGACGCCAGGAUUACAUGACAUUGAGGCACAGGCCAAGGCCGAGAGUUUUUAUCGCACCGCCGUUGAUCUGGAGCAGCGGGGCAAAGUGUACGAUGCACUUGCAUUUUAUCGCAAAGCAACACAAAUUGUACCUGAUAUCGAAUUUAAAUUUUACGAGCAACAAAAACAGCUCAAUUACGAUGCCAACAAAAUGUUGCACAAUUUACCCAACGAUUUUAACAAGCAACUUGAUUUGUCCACAAAUGAUAACAAGGAGGAUAUUCAGUUAAUCGCUGGCUUGUACGAAAAGUUCCAAAGUGAUCUUUCCAGCGAGGAGAUUUAUGCGGGAAAAAUGUUAAUCAACAGUCGCGAUGCAAGUGUCAUAUCAACCAGCCAUAAUACGCACAUUUCCGAUCUGCCGCCUGAGAUUGUUAUGCAUAUAUUACGCUGGGUUGUGUCCUCCCAGUUGGAUAUGGUAUCCCUCGAACAGUUCUCCGCCGUCUGCAAGGGCUGCUACAUUUAUGGACGCGACGAGGAACUCUGGCGAUUGGCAUGUGUCAAGGUAUGGGGCCACAAUGUGGGAACUUUGGAUGGCACGGAAGACGGCUUGAGUUACGGCAGCUGGCGUGAGAUGUUUAUACGGCGUGACAGGGUGCUCUUUAGUGGAUGUUACAUCAGUAAAACAACCUAUUUACGCAUGGGUGAAAACAGUUUUCAGGAUCAGUUCUAUCGACCAUUGCAGCUGGUUGAAUAUUAUCGUUAUAUACGCUUUCUGCCCGAUGGAAAGGUGCUGAUGGUUACCAGUGCCGAUGAGCCGGCACAGGGAGUUAAUAAGCUAAAGCAACUAUAUACAAGUCGUCCAGAUGUGCUACGUGGUCGUUAUCGUUUGUUUGGCAACAUUGUUACCCUAAUCCUACAGAAAUCACAGUCGUCGAGGCCAACGGUGCAGCGACAUCGACGUGGCAGCAUUAUGCCCGGAGAUGAAGAAUCCAACAACUCGCAAUAUGUGAUAGAACUGCGGAUCAUGAAUACGGCCAAGCGGCAAUUUGGACAAUUGGUCUGGACCAAGUACACAUUGGUGCAGAGGCGCAACAAGAUUGAGACUAGCUCGGAAUUCGAUCUGACAGUCGCCAAGUAUCCGCCGUUGUGGUUCUCGCCAGUGAAGAGCUAUCAUCUGGAUGCGGAUGCACCAUUGACCUAAGAUCCCGGAACACAAUUUUAAAAAUGAAGAUUGUUUGUUGAUUUGAAUUAAAAAAUAAAAACUAUUUUUAGAUCUGUA